Messenger RNA from Pleuronectes platessa (European plaice), 3073 nucleotides. RefSeq names its product pleckstrin homology domain containing, family M, member 3 (gene plekhm3). Bases 611 to 2971 code for a protein of 786 amino acids. Lineage: Eukaryota; Metazoa; Chordata; Actinopteri; Pleuronectiformes; Pleuronectidae. The transcript is spliced from 8 exons. The record is from RefSeq and is a predicted model, not a curated record.
GUUUCCCCACGGAGGACUCUACCGCUGACGGACCAUGAAAUGACAUAAUGGUAAACACAGUGAGUCAAGCCACAAACCAUCUCCAUUCGAUGACCCCACAGCUACCUGACAGGCAAAGAGAGCACCAAUAAUAAUGCUGAUGGGCGAUUUUUGACUGAUCUUUCACAAUUUGUAUCCGACUCCUAAAUAUUUCAGACAGAGCAAAGGGAUUUCUACUGUUUUGUGGCCCCAAAUGUGUGGAUCUGGCCAAGUAUCUAUUGGCGCCCAUAUUGGCUUGAUUAAGAGAGUCUCAAGCUGCUGCCAGUCUUGUUUAGCUCAGGCAUGAUGCCCCUGUAGCUUUCCCCAGGCGGUAGAGAUUCACUAUUGGAAAAGGAAAAGUGUAACCCUGGACAAAGGCCCUAUCUUGAGGCGGGGAGCAGGACUUGGCUUCAGACAGAAGUUUGUGAAGCCUGUAGGCUGCUUGGAUCUCCUUCACCAAUUCUUAGCUCAUCAAAGUCCCUAAUAGCCUAGUUUGCUUUGUUGGACAUGUGGAUCCUGCUAAUGGGGUUUCUGCCCCCUUCCUGGAAAAAUAUCUAGUUGUGAGAUAUACAGCUCAGGGGUAGACCCAGCCAUGGAGGGUCUUGAGCAACUUGACAUGGUGGGUGAUAUCAGCCCGGCCUUGGAGGCUACUGAGGAUUUUAUCCAGUGCAUGGAUGCACAAGGCCAAGGUCCGAGCCAGGUUCAAACAGGGAACAUCCAGCCUCCUAGGCAGCCCAAGCAGCUGCAGGAGGUGUCUACUGUGGCACUUGGGAAGCUCAGCUCCAGCGGCGUGUGGGGCCUACUGGCCGGAGAGCAGCCAGAGGUGGGCCCUUUAGGCCUGGCGUGGGCUGACAACUUCAGUGUGUUGGGGCUUGGGAUGGGCUUGAGGCAUGGCAAGAGAAGCCGGGCACGCUCCACCAACGACCUGGCAGCCCACUCCAAGGAGUGUACCAACCACAUUGCCAACUCCUCGUCCAAAUCAGCCUUCAAGAAGGGACACAAUCGCUCAAGAUCUGACGUCAACUACCGGCCGUCUGCCUACACGGACAAUGGCCUUCCCACCGUGGACUGUAGCACAUUGAAGAACAUGAUCCUCAACCGCCAGCAAGAAGCUGAUAAAAGCAGCAUUAGCAGUAGCAGUGUUGUGAAGCAGGGUGAGAUGGAGCAGCGUGAGGGGCCCCGGGGCCGCUGGACAGCCUGUCAUGUCGAACUGACACCCUGCGAGCUCCGGUUGUACAUUCUGGACAGCAGCGCCAACCGCCAGCUGGGCACUGCCUACUCUCUGUCCCACUGCCAGAGCGUCAUCUCACCAGCGCCCUGCAGUCAGCCUGGCCAAAUCAGCCAGCCUGCCGAUCAACGCACUCUGCAAGCUUUGUUCUUCAACAGCACUCGUCUCCAGCUGAAGGCGGCUAGCCAAUGGGAGGCCAUGGAGUGGAGAAGGCUGAUGUGGGAGAAGGUGCAGGCAGCCAGACCUGCGAGGCAGGAGAACCGGCAGUGCAAGACGGCAGUGGAAAAUCAACAGGUCGUCAAGUUUUCUACACCCAUGUCACCGUCCUCAUCCCCCUCUCCGUCAGGGCUUGACACCAGACCUGAUGGUGACAGCGACAGCCCCACCUCAGCAGAGGCCUCGCUCUCUCUUCAAUCUAAUUCUGGCAUCGUGUGCAGACCCACCACCCUUCCUCUGUUUACCCAACCCUGCCAGGACGUCCUCAAAGCUGGUCUUCUCCACCAGCUGAUGGACCAUAACAACUGGCGGACCUUCACCUUCGUCCUGACCAGAUCUGCUUUCCAAGCCUUCCCCACUGAGGGCAGAGGGUCUGUGUCCCAACCCGUCCUCCAGCACUCCCUGGCAUCUUGCUUGGCUGUGCAGCAUGAUCAGGAACCAGAGAACGGGCAGCCGUGGACAGAUAGAAGGGAACAUUUCCAGGUAGUUUUCCCCAAAGACGUGCUCCGACUUUGGGCUGAUGAUCAACUUAAGGCCCAGGAAUGGGUGGAGAUGCUGCGAGAGGCAGUGGCGGCACAGAGGCCUGCACGAGAAGAAGGUGUAGAAUUGUGGGAAGGAGCUCCAGGCCUCCAGGGUGUGUUGUUGAGAUCAAAACCGUCUCGUGAGAGGAGGCAGCGGGAGGCCCAGAGAGCCAAGAGGCAGUCAGUCACCACCAGUUUCCUCAGUAUCCUCACCUGUCUGGCUGUGGAGAAGGGACUCACUGCUCAGAGCUUCAGAUGUGCAGGUUGUCAGCGUCCAGUUGGCCUGUCCAGAGGAAAGGCAAAGGUCUGCUGCUACAGCGGCUGGUACUACUGCCAGAGCUGCCAUCAGGACAACUCCUUCCUCAUCCCAGCUCGCCUGCUGCGAAACUGGGACACCAGCAAGCACAAGGUUUCUAAACAGGCCAAAGAAUUCCUGGAGUUUGUGUAUGAGGAGCCUCUGCUUGACGUCCAGCAGCUCAACCCUUGUCUGUACGAGCACUGUGAGCCUCUCAGCACUGUGCUACGCCUCCGGCAGCGGCUACAGUCGCUGCGGGCCUACCUGUUCAGCUGCCGGGCAACCGUUGCAGAGGACCUCCGACGACGGAUCUUUCCCAGAGAAUAUCUGCUACAGCACAUUCACCUCUACUCCAUGGCUGACCUGCAGCAGGUGAUUGAUGGGAAACUGGCUCCCUUCCUGUCUAAGGUGAUCAAGUUUGCCAGCUCCCAUGUUUUCAGCUGCAGUUUGUGUCGAGAGAAAGGCUUCAUCUGCGAGCUCUGCCAAAACGGACAGGUCAUCUACCCCUUCCAGGAGAGCGCCACCAAGAGGUGCGGCGGCUGCGGUGCCGUUUUCCACACUGAGUGUCGACAGAAAGCUCAGCCGUGUCCCCGCUGCGUUCGGCGAGAGCUGCACCACAAGAGGCCGUCCUCCUUUUGGUCUCCUGAUGACGACAGCCCUGGGUGUUUUCACGUGCCUUACCAAGACACCUGAGACACACACACACACACACACACACACACACACACACACACACACACACACACACACACACACACACACACACACACACACACACACACACACACACACACA